Messenger RNA from Carlito syrichta (Philippine tarsier), 2207 nucleotides. RefSeq names its product beta-1,4-galactosyltransferase 1 (gene B4GALT1). The coding region runs from base 123 to 899 and encodes 258 amino acids. Gene Ontology annotation, biological process: carbohydrate metabolic process; protein N-linked glycosylation. Gene Ontology annotation, molecular function: cytoskeletal protein binding; beta-N-acetylglucosaminylglycopeptide beta-1,4-galactosyltransferase activity. Lineage: Eukaryota; Metazoa; Chordata; Mammalia; Primates; Tarsiidae. The record is from RefSeq and is a predicted model, not a curated record. The transcript is spliced from 6 exons.
GCAUUCCUCUGUGGCAGGAGUAAGAUGAGUCUAGCCUGGACCUCUUCUUGACCUGUAAUUCACAGGCCCACAGGCCCAACGCAGCCACAGGUUGCUUACAGGGUUACCAGACAGUCGGCCCCAUGCUGAUUGAGUUUAACACGCCUGUGGACCUGGAACUUGUGGCGAAGCAGAACCCCAAGGUGAAGUUGGGCGGCCGCUAUGCCCCCGGAGACUGCGUCUCUCCUCACAAGGUGGCCAUCAUUAUUCCAUUCCGCAACCGGCAGGAGCAUCUCAAGUAUUGGCUAUAUUACUUGCACCCAAUCUUGCAGCGCCAGCAGUUGGACUAUGGCAUCUAUGUAAUCAACCAGGCUGGAGACUCCAUGUUCAAUCGUGCUAAGCUCCUCAACAUAGGCUUUCAAGAAGCCUUGAAGGACUAUGACUACAACUGUUUUGUGUUCAGCGAUGUGGACCUCAUUCCAAUGGAUGACCAUAAUGCUUACAGGUGUUUCCCGCAGCCCAGGCACAUUUCUGUCGCAAUGGAUAAGUUUGGAUUUAGCCUACCUUAUGUUCAGUAUUUCGGAGGUGUCUCUGCUCUAAGUAAACAACAAUUUCUCACCAUCAAUGGAUUUCCUAAUAAUUACUGGGGCUGGGGAGGAGAAGAUGAUGACAUUUUUAACAGAUUAGUUUUUAGAGGCAUGUCUAUAUCUCGCCCAAAUGCUAUGGUUGGGAAGUGUCGCAUGAUCCGCCACUCAAGAGACAAGAAAAAUGAACCCAAUCCUCAGAGGUUUGACCGAAUUGCACACACAAAGGAGACAAUGCUCUCUGAUGGUUUGAACUCACUCACCUACCAGGUGUUGGACAUACAGAGAUACCCAUUGUAUACUAAAAUCACAGUGGACAUCGGAACACCGAGCUAGCAUUUUGGUACAUAAAUAAGAGACCUGAAAAUACCAGGGACCUCUGCUGUGUGUCCCUGCCCAUCUGCUGGGCUGGUCCCUCUCAUUUGUAUCAGUCUGAGUGAUAGGUCCCUUUGCUCACCAUUCAGAUGCCUUUCCAGACGACCAGGACAUGUGGGGUAUUUUGCCCCCAACUUGGCUCGGCAUGGGACUUCUUAGCUCUACAAGGUGUUUGUCAGUGUAGAAAAUGUCCGCUUUUGGGGAUUCUUGACAUGUUCACAGUGUCACCCCCAAGAGUCCCACAUUUGGCGACUGUGGGACUCAUUCCCAGCGAUGAAACUGCUAAAUUGUGAAAUAGGCCAGAAUUUCUCUUGGUUGUGGUGUUCUUACUACUUCAUGAAAAAUUCGAGAGUGCUGCUGAAAUAUGAUUGGUGUGAUAUUUUUUAGUUGUCAUAUUUUAAUUUAAAAACACAAAAUUUCAACCAUUCUCAUGCCCUUCCCCCACCACUACCUUCUUUCAGUGGUAUGCAACUAUUACAAUCACUGUGUGUAUGUCUUUUCUUAGCAAAAGAAUUUUAAAACUUGAGCCUUGGAUCUUUUGUCCUGCUAAUGUGUGAAUUCCAAGGCAACGUUAGCCAUGAGAGCAAAAGCCUUUGUGUGUUCUCACAUUCAGUGACCUGUCUUCAGAUUGUCUGAUUUCUGAAUGUAAAGAUUUUUUUUUUAUAGCAGUUUGUAGUAUUUUUAAAGAAAACAAUCAAGUUCUAAUUAUGGUCUAGCUUGAUUUUUGUGUUGAUCCAAAUUUGCAUAGCUGUUUAGUGUUAAGUCAUGACAAUUUAUUUUUCUGGGCAUGCUAUGUAAACUUGAAUUUCCUAUGUAUUUUUAUUGUGGUGUUUUAAAUGUGAGGAGGGGAUUGAGCUUUUUUUUAGAGAAAAACAAUGUAUGCUGUAGUGGCCACAAAUGGGCCUAUGAUUUAGCUGGCAGGCCAGGUUUUAUGAGGAGCAAAAUCACCUGGUCCCUUGACGGGCAAGUCCUCCUGGUCAACAUUAUCCUGCCAGAUUAGGGCGGAGGCCCUGGGAGGAUAGAAGCCUCUGCCUACCUGCUGUGCAGAACUCCUCAGGGGGCAGGGCAGAGGGAACCUCAACCUCCUUUGACUGACCCCUCAGGGCCCUCGCUGUGGGGUUGUAAAUAACAGCAAUCAGGUUGUUUACCAUCCCUUUGUACCUCCCCAGGUGGAAGGAACCUCUGUUCUGGUGGGGGCCACCUCCCUCGAAGGCUCUGCCAGCCACACUCCCUGGCCCAUUCUGUAUGACCAGUCCUCCUCUCUCUCUU